AUGUCAGAUAAGGAGAUAAUCGUCUUCGGGAGUGUCGUCCAGGAUCUGGUCAGGUGAGUUGUUCGAUCCUUUUUGAAAUUACAUUAUGUGGUUAUAAAUAAAGUGAAUAUUAUUUCAGUUUCGUCGAAAGAUACCCAAAGCCGGGUGAAGCGAUCAGAGGAAAGAAAUUUGAACUUUUUAAUGGAGGAAAGGGGGCCAAUCAAGCUUUUAUUAUUGCCAAACUGGGCGGAAAGGUGGCCAUGGUGGGGAAUGUGAGUGGUUUUAGGUUGGUCAUCUCUUUUAACAGGUGGGCGAUGACAUCUUCGGCGAAGCCAACAUCGAGGGACUGAAGAAAGUUGGAGUUCGGACAGAUCUCUUCACUAAAUCCGAAGGAAUUGCUACAGGAACUGGAGCUGUGACCGUCAAUGAUACCGGAGAGAAUUGUAUUGUGGUUACUUUGGGGGCCAAUAUGGAAAUGAGGAAGGAUCGAGCAUGGGAAAUCGAAGAGCAUAUAAAGAAGGCCUUUAUGAUCAUCGCUCAAAAUGAAAUCCCUCAAGAAGCGAAUGUCGAAGCAUUCAAGGUCGCCAAAAAACACGGAGGUAAAAUAUUAUACUGCUCAAAAACUUGUAUUAAAGAUAGAAGUUGUCCUAAACGUUUUUUUUUCAGUGAAAACUUUCCUGAACCCAGCUCCCGGUCUCUCCGAUCUGGACCGAUCCAUUCUCCCAUUGACUGAUAUUAUCUGUGUCAAUGAAAACGAAGCCGAAUUCAUCACUCAGCUUACCCUGAAGACACUUGAUGAGUUCAAACAAGCUGCCAUUUUCAUUGUCAAAGAAUUGGGGCCUUCCAUCGCCAUUGUCACUUUAGGCCCUCAGGGUGCUUUGAUUGCUGAAAAGAAAGAAGACGGAGAGAUCGAACUAAACAAAGUGGACGCCCCUAAAGUAAAUGCCGUGGAUACAACGGUAAGUGUUGGGUGAUUAAGUGGUACUAUCAAUCAGGGCGCGGGUGAUUGUUUCUGCGGAUCCCUGGCCUAUUUGUUGACCAACAGACCCGAGCUGGGCAUCGUUGAAGCAGCCAAAAAAGCCGUCCACAUCGCCGCUAUCUCAGUCAGCCGACCAGGCCCUCAGGCAUCAUAUCCAUCACUGGAAGAACUCAAAGAUUUAAAUAUUCUCUAA
Bursaphelenchus xylophilus (pine wood nematode) is the source of this 1151-nucleotide messenger RNA. Lineage: Eukaryota; Metazoa; Nematoda; Chromadorea; Rhabditida; Aphelenchoididae. The record is from the annotation of a GenBank genome assembly.